CGUUUUGUAUGUGCGAUCGAGAAAUAGUGAUUGACUAGCAAGUUAGCAACGUUUCUGUUAUUGUUUGCACUUUCAUAUUCCUGUUAUUCCAUGGUCCAGUUACUUAGACAUAUUGCUUAUUGUUUUUAUAAAAGAAUGAAACUGUGAAGUGCACUUUAGAGCUUGGGUGAUAUAUGAGAUUUCUCUUAAAAUGGCUACCGUUUUCGAUAGUCCAUUUAUCAGACAACGUUUACAUCGGCUACGGCAUAGAGACUUCGAUCUGGAUGAAGAGCAGAGGUUCGGCAGAUGUGACUGCACCAGUUAUUCGUAUUUCGUGCUUUCUAUGGUCCUUUUUUCUGUCGGAACUGUUAUUACAGUCCUUGCCUUGGGAGAUGCCGAUGGUUACAUCUUGAGUAACUUAGGACACAUGUGGCUAGUGGGACCAAUAUUUAUAUGUUCCGGAAUGAUGGUAGCAGUGAAGAGUAUGCUAUAUUUGCGGCGAAAAAGUGUAAUACAAAUGCUGCUUCACCAACGUGCAAUAAUUAGGGACAUGGCAGCAGUUCAAGCCGAACAAUCUUACAGCGGCCAGGUCCCGAGAACUGCAUCCAGUGCCACCCUACCUCCAUCCUAUGACGCCUUAAUAUCAAGUGCUGCUCCGAGCAAACCGCAACCAUCAAGCUCUGAACCCCCUCCUCCGACUUACGACGAAGCAAUGUGUCUCAUUGAUGAUGGAAAAAUAGCAGAACGAAAUGGCGAAGCUAAGGAAGAAACUAGCAAUCAAAACGACAGUGCCAAACCAUGAGGCACGCUUGCAUUUGGUACAUUUGUUAUUCUAGCAGAGACUAUUAAUAAUGACUACUAAUUUCCAUGCUAUUUUCCAUUAGCCUUAAAUUUGAUAUGCUGCAUUUUUUCCAAGAUUCUUUUUGAUUGUUGAGGAGGCUGUAACACUUGCCUUGUGCAUAAUUAAGGGUAAAAUUUUCACUGGACUUGUUGCAGUGUAGCUGUAGACUAUCAUUUUAUAGUAGGGGAGUCCAAAUGGUGGUUUUUGUAAUUCCUAAAGUCAUAUAACCACUCUGUAUGUUGAUGAACACUUUUAGGCUGCAUUUAAAUAUUCAACUCACAGGUACCAAGUCAUCACUUACAUCCUAACCCCCUUAUUCAUAAACGUACACUAAAGUUAUCAAGCCAAGUCAAGAUAAAGUUUGUUUGUCCCUUUCCGACGUAUUGGUGUGAUAGACAGGGAUAAACGAACUUUAUCGCCUUGAUAACUUUAGUGUACGUUUAUGAAUAAGGGGUAACCAUGUAACUCCUAAUAUCACCUUUUGGUCUCCCCAACUACUGGAAUAUUGCAUUUUGUCUGGAAACUAGUUGUCUUUACAUUUUAAAUCUCUGCAUCUAGUUGUUUAAGGUUAACUUAAUCUCCUUGUAUGUACUUAUUGACAUACAUGUAUAUACAUUAGUUAACUAAUAUUCUCUAUUGUGCCUAAAAUUGAAUUACCUAGUGGUACUGCUAACUUUUUAUACAGUGACGAAGAUUUAUAGAAAUAUGGAAUUAAUUGGGAAUAAGUUUGCAUACACAUUGAAACAGUAUAUUUUGCAAGUUUAUGUGUGUAUGUGUAGUCACCAGCAUAAAGAAGUGAUGAUAUUUGUUCUAAGUUAAGUCUAAGUUUCGUGACGCAUUAUUUUUACUGUUAUGUCAUAGUAAACGUGUUUUACUAAAAUAAAAAAUAAAAUGGUUUUGGUACCUUGUUGCUUUUAAUCGUUUGACAAUUUCGUAUUAAAUUUCAAACAAGACUUUAAUAUGACAAGGUACAGAAAUCAUCACUUCUUUAUGCCGGUGACUGUGUGUACAUUAUGUUUAGUUGCAUAAGUUCACUUUAUGCAUGGGGACUAGACUUGAAGAUAAUUUACAGUCACCAGCAAUAACAUGUUUCUCUUCGAAGGUCAAAAAAUAUGUGGCAUGCUCAUAUUGCUCUUCAAAUAAGAUCAGGGCUCUUAGGAAGGUUUUCCAUUGUUCCCGGUCAACAAGGAACACCAUUCAAAAGAAAAAAAUCACUGAGCACUGCUAAUAGGUUAUUGAUUUCCGAAUGGUGUUCCUUGUUGACUGGGAACAAUGGAAACCUUCCUAAGAGCCCUGAUCUUAUUUGAAGAGCAAUAUGAGCAUGCCACAUAUUUUUGUGUCAGAUAUUUUUGCGGCUUUCGAAGAGAAACAUUAUGCCGGUGACUAGUAUACUAAAAAAUUGACUAUUCAUAAGUUUGACAUUUAAUAGCGGGAUUUAACAACUCUGUAGCAUGUGGCUUGAAACUCAAACUACUACAAUACGAGGUUUAAAAAAAAUCUGUAACUUGUGUUUUAACCUGAGAAUGUUGCAUUUAAAUUAACUUGCAAAAUGUAGGUCAUUGCCAACAAUGCCAUAUCAUUAUGUUUACUUUAAUCUUAUCUCUGUACUUGCAAGAAACUUGGCUGUUUGCAAAUACACAUAUGUUUGGCUGCCGUUAUUGCUUACUACAAUGAAAAAGAUACAGUUGAAUUCAUAAAUAUGUGUACAGUUUUUCACCUUAUUGCAACUAAUUAAAGUGAAGAAAUGUACACAUAUUUAUGAACUUGGCUGUACAAGAAGCAUUAAAUGCAGAUAUGCAGUACUUAUCUCCCAAUGAUCAAAUAUAAGAACAUUUUCUUCCAGUGUGGGUAGGACGUUAUUUGUUAAACUAUUAAUGUUGUCAUAUGUUCCCAAGUUAGCAAUAUGGUGUAUUCUCAUUUGUUCCUAUUCAGGAAUCAGUUGGGAAUAAAUGGGAAAAAUAUUCCUAAUUAGUCGAGUCCACACAGAGCGAGGCACGUCGCGGGGCGAAUUCUUCGCGCGGCGAACGUGCUAUGUAAGUACAGUCAAGUUCAUAAAUAUGUGUACAUUUUUUCACCUUAUUGCAUAGAGUUAAGGUGAAGAAAUGUACACAUAUUUAUGAACUCGACUGUAGACGUGCCUCGGCCUAGCAACUUGCCUUGCUACAUGCCUCGGAGCACAUGCCUCGCUCUGUGUGGACCCGGCUAUUAUCUCCAGGGUUUCGUAUAGAAAGAGACUAAUAA
Leguminivora glycinivorella is the source of this 3061-nucleotide messenger RNA. RefSeq lists its product as uncharacterized. The coding region runs from base 191 to 781 and encodes 196 amino acids. The transcript is spliced from 2 exons. NCBI's taxonomy places the organism in Eukaryota, Metazoa, Arthropoda, Insecta, Lepidoptera, Tortricidae. The record is from RefSeq and is a predicted model, not a curated record.